This is a messenger RNA of Pelobates cultripes (western spadefoot toad), 336 nucleotides long. The record is from the annotation of a GenBank genome assembly. NCBI's taxonomy places the organism in Eukaryota, Metazoa, Chordata, Amphibia, Anura, Pelobatidae.
GUGACGGCUAAGGCCCACACCGACAUGGUGGACCAAAUCAUCAGAAAGCUGAUCUUUGCUGAAGAUGCUGCAGUGACAGCCCUGCAGCUAAUAAUUUCCUGCUUGGCAGAGGCUGCUGAGCUUUAUGGAUUAGAAGAGCCUGAAGAAGACACAAGUCCUCAACCUCAUGAAGAUUACCAUCAUCCCCACAUCACCAGUGGUAAAUCAGAACCAGUGGUAAAUCAAACAGUCCUUGGGUUCAGCUACCUUGCGUGCAUCUUCUCUUCAGAUAUGAAGAUUGACAGAGACAGAUUGCAGACUGGCAAAUUCAAACAGAGCAAUUGGCAGACUGUAUAA